Messenger RNA from Psilocybe cubensis, 174 nucleotides. RefSeq lists its product as uncharacterized. The record is from RefSeq and is a predicted model, not a curated record. Lineage: Eukaryota; Fungi; Basidiomycota; Agaricomycetes; Agaricales; Agrocybaceae. The transcript has 2 exons. Gene Ontology annotation, molecular function: nucleic acid binding. Bases 1 to 174 code for a protein of 57 amino acids.
AUGGAUCACAAUGCAGGACCUUUGGUUUGGAUUGACUGCGAGAUGACAGGUCUCGACUACAAGAAGGAUAAGAUAAUAGAGAUCGCGGUACUAAUAACUAAUGGCAACCUUGACAUUGUCGACGAGGGUCUGCAAUAUGUUAUCAAGACCGACAAAAGCUAUCUUGAUGGGUGA